UCAUUAAUGACGUUGCAUUCAUAACCUUGACUCAGUCAUCAAUCCACAUAGAUACUGCAGUCAAGACAUCAGAAGAAUAACUGGAAGGGCAACUAUGAAGAAACUAGAUAAGACCCUCAAGAGGACAAUGAAGUAAAGCAACCCAUUUGAAAUGUGGUGCUGGAGGAGAGUUCUAACCCUCACCGUAAGCCUGUCAAAAAGACAAAUAGAUGAGCCUGAGAGCAAAUCAAGUUGGAACUCUUUAUUACAGGCCAAAAUGACUAAUCCAAACCUACUUCAUUUUGGAUAUACAAAAAACCCUGGAGAAGACAAUAAUACUUGGUAAAGCUGAAGAUUUCUCAAAGAAGAUGAAUUUGGCUGAGAUUUGUGAUAAUGCUAAAAAAGGAAGAGAAUACGCACUGCUUGGGAAUUAUGACUCUUCAAUGGUUUAUUACCAGGGUGUCAUACAGCAAAUUCAACGACACUGUCAGUCAAUCAGAGACCCAGCACUAAGGAGCAAAUGGCAACAGGUUCGUCAAGAAUUGCUGGAAGAAUAUGAGCAAGUAAAAAGCAUUGUCAACACUUUAGAGAGUUUUAAAAUAGACAGACCUACAGAUAUUCCUGUGUCUUAUCAAGAUGACCAUUUUAGGGAUCCAGCUGUUUGGCCACCGCCUGUUCCAGCUGAGCACAGAGCUCCACCCCAGAUAAAACGCCCCAAUCGAGAGGUGAAGCCCCUGAGGAGAGAAUCACCAGGAUUGCAGCGAGGACCUGUGGGCAGAGCUCAACCAAUAUCAAAAAAUGAAAAACCGGCCAGCAGUCGAGAGAGGGAAUCUAAAGGAAAAGGAAAAGAUGAAAAGGGAAAGAAGAUCCCUCAGGAUGGUGCUGGUGAUAGUGAAAUUCAAAAAUUUGAUGGAGCAGGAUAUGACAAAGAUCUGGUUGAGGCACUUGAAAGAGACAUCGUGUCCAGAAAUCUAAGUAUUCACUGGGAUGACAUAGCUGAUUUGGAAGAAGCCAAAAAAUUAUUAAGGGAAGCAGUUGUCCUUCCGAUGUGGAUGCCGGAUUUUUUCAAAGGGAUCAGGCGACCUUGGAAGGGAGUGCUGAUGGUUGGUCCUCCUGGCACCGGGAAAACCAUGUUAGCGAAGGCUGUUGCUACAGAAUGUGGAACAACUUUCUUUAAUGUAUCUUCGUCCACCCUGACGUCAAAAUACCGAGGCGAGUCUGAAAAAUUAGUCCGCUUGUUGUUUGAGAUGGCUAGAUUUUAUGCACCUACAACCAUUUUUAUUGAUGAAAUCGACUCUAUCUGUAGUCGCAGAGGCACUUCGGACGAACAUGAAGCAAGCCGUAGAGUCAAGUCUGAGCUGCUUGUUCAGAUGGAUGGAGUAGGAGGUGCUCUUGAGAAUGAUGACCCUUCAAGGAUGGUGAUGGUGUUAGCUGCUACAAAUUUUCCCUGGGACAUUGAUGAAGCUUUGAGACGGAGACUAGAGAAGAGGAUUUAUAUCCCAUUGCCAACAGCAAAAGGCAGAGCAGAGCUUCUUAAGAUAAAUCUUCGGGAAGUAGAACUGGAUCCAGACAUCAGCCUGGAAGAAAUUGCUGAGAAAAUUGAAGGCUACUCUGGUGCUGAUAUCACUAAUGUUUGCAGGGAUGCCUCUUUGAUGGCCAUGAGGCGGCGCAUUAAUGGCUUAUCCCCAGAAGAGAUCCGUGCGCUAUCUAAAGAAGAGCUGCUGAUGCCUGUUACCAAGGGAGACUUUGACCUGGCUCUGAAGAAAAUCUCCAAGUCUGUGUCAGCUGCAGACCUGGAGAAAUAUGAGAAGUGGAUGUCAGAAUUCGGAUCUGCUUAACCUCUGAGACAUCUCUUUACAAGAGAUUUUAGCAUUUCAAUUACAAAACAUUGUAAAGACUUAGAAAACUUUUAAGGCUUGAGUUUUUUUCCUAUGGACAACAUCCCCUCCCCUCUAUUUUGUUGCACUUUAAAAGGGAACAAAAAGAAAUGUUAACACAGUGAGUCUGUAAUAUUUUUUAGACAAAUGUUAAAACAGUUAACAUAGAAAGUUGAGUUGCACUUGUGAAUGGCAGUGUCCUGAUUUUCAUAUGAAUGUGUGUUUUUUCAAGGCUUUUGCCUGGCAAUCGGUUAUAAUCUUUUACGAGGAAUAUUUAACAGAAAUUAUAGCCUAAGUGUUGGGCCACAUUGUUGGCUAUUUAAAUAAGGUCCCAGCCUUCUUGAAGGUAGCACUGAAUCUUUUAUUCUUUGCUUUUGCUUUUCUCCCUCAUUUGAAGAGGUUAUCGGUAUAAACCAAUGAAAAUGCUAAAAGUCACUUUUCACCCAUCUUGCUGUUAUGGUUAUACUGGGAUUUGCUGUGAUUCUGCUAAUCAUGUGAUAGGGAGGCUCAUGGUUCCAAACAUGUCGUGUGUACUUGUGGCUCAUCACAGGGAGUUUGGGGGAGCAUUUUUUGUUCCUCAAUGUGAAUACUUUUUUCUUCUGUGCUUUUUACAGCAUCAGUGUAAAGACAACAUACUGAGUAUGAAGUGUAAAGCAGGCCAUAAAGGGAGAUCCUAUUCCACCAUGUUCAUGAGACUGGGAAUCUCAAAUCCCAAGUUUUGGCUCUUGUUUCUGUUUUCACCUCUUAUAAAUCUGCUAUUUACUCUCUAUACUGUAAGUAAGGUAUAUACUGAAAUAUAAUGGCCAAACAAGGGACAGAUGUUGCAGCACUUUAAUUUCCAAGCGCUCCUAAGACCGACUGAUUUACAUCUUGCACUGUUUCAUCCAAAUGUCCAUGUUUUUAGACUACUGGGAUUUGGAAAUCUUUAACUUUCCAGAUGCUUUGGACUUCAGUUCCCAGAAGUCACGCCCAUUACGACUAGAAGUAAGGGAUAAUGGGAGUUGUGCUUAAAACCCUUGGAAGAUAGAAAGGUUCCACGUCCAUUUUAAACGAACUCUUUUCUAAUUUAUGUUUUAUAAAAAUUUGUUGCAAUAUAGGACAUGGAAGUGGAUUCUUGAGAAAUCAACUUGCAGAGCUGUCCGUCCUUGAAAUCCAGGAAUACUCUUACCACGCUUCUUAUAUUUCUGGUGUAUUUUAAACAUGCCACCCUCCCUUUUAAAGCAGUUGCUUCAAAUAUGAAAUAAUGAUGCUAAUUUUUGUAGGCCUUUCCACUGACAAUGACUUAGGCCUGUUCAGCUAAUGUGCAUAGUUCGCUUUCCAAAAUAGAUCCUCUGUGUCUUCAGGUAUGAUGGGAUUAGUUCUCCAAGUUAUUUGUGUAUUCACAUUGGAGAAGGAUGUAAAAUCAGAAAACCCUGAUUUUGAAUUUGUUCUCAAAUAUUUACAAUCUUUGCACUUGAACUAAAUAUGCCUGAUGUUACAUUACACUGCACUUUGACAGGUAAUUAUAUAAAAUGAUUAAUAAGUAUUCCUAAGCCAUAUUUUCAUUUGUUUGGCUAGUUGCUUUAAAAUACUUUUUUUCCUUAGAAAAGUUAUCCUUUCAGACAUUCUUAGGGAGAAGACUUUUUCAAAUAACAAGCAUGCCUGUCUUCCAUUUCUGAUAUGGCAAACUGCAUGGAGAGUGUAAUGACCCAUUUAACUAAUCUUUACCAUUCUUGCUAAAUUGCAUAGAGACAAAAGCAGGCAAAGUGUAGCCAGUAUGAUAUGUGUGGCUCUCAAUAUCUUUUUUUGUGUCCCCACAACCUUUAUUGAAGCUUGCUACCAGGAACAGAAAUUUGGCAAAUGCUUUAAUUUCCAUCCCUAGAAGCAUCCAGGUGGGGCGGUUUUGAAAUAAAACAAGGUACAUGGCCCAAUCCUCACCAAGGACAGUAGAUGUGGCUUUUCAGCCCUUUCAAUAUUUGAUUAUUUAUUAUUUCUUCACAUAACAUACCCAGUUUUCCAGUUGGGUUUGUUAGGGAAUAGUGUUUACUGGAUCACGUGUAUGUGGUGGAAAAAUGGCCUCCCAACUCUGCAAUGUUUUCCUCCAUAAUAUAGGUCAAGACCUAGAAUAAUCUGGUGGGAAAACUCCAAAAUGUGAGUGAUUAGCUGGUCUUGAACUUACGUUCCACAGUGCUAAAUCUGUUACAUGGGGCAAUCUUCUUUUUUGGCAGGGGAUUAGUUUAAUUUCACCCCAAAUUGCCAAGUUGGUGUGGCUCAUUCAGCAUUUGCAUUACAAGGGCUUCAUGUCUUUUCAUAACCAACUCAUUUCUUGUCAUAACCAACGUCAUGUUUGCUGGCUAGGAGAUUUGGUUUGUUAGAAGAGUGACACCAGUACUUACGUGACCAAAUCCCAAAUAUGGCCAGAUAUUUAGGUUGUGUUUGCAGCACUUGUUUUAAGACUCUUUAACAAAUUAUUGUUUUAUAUAGAAGGUAUCAUACGUUAAUACUGUGAAUGACAGAUUGUGUUUGUGUCCAAGAAAAGGCAGCUCUAUUGUUCAUAGAAGGAAUCAUAAUAAAUAUCUUAACGACAA
Anolis sagrei ordinatus is the source of this 4423-nucleotide messenger RNA. It is a transcript of the gene KATNAL1, whose product is annotated as katanin catalytic subunit A1 like 1. The record is from RefSeq and is a predicted model, not a curated record. NCBI's taxonomy places the organism in Eukaryota, Metazoa, Chordata, Lepidosauria, Squamata, Anolidae. Gene Ontology annotation, biological process: microtubule severing. Gene Ontology annotation, molecular function: microtubule binding; microtubule severing ATPase activity; ATP binding. Gene Ontology annotation, cellular component: microtubule; microtubule cytoskeleton.